Zychaea mexicana is the source of this 1572-nucleotide messenger RNA. Its product is annotated as cytochrome P450. The record is from RefSeq and is a predicted model, not a curated record. Gene Ontology annotation, molecular function: heme binding; iron ion binding; oxidoreductase activity, acting on paired donors, with incorporation or reduction of molecular oxygen. Bases 1 to 1572 code for a protein of 523 amino acids. The transcript is spliced from 8 exons. Lineage: Eukaryota; Fungi; Mucoromycota; Mucoromycetes; Mucorales; Lichtheimiaceae.
AUGGCUCUGCAUCGCGACUCAGACUUACUCAAAACCGUAUCGAACUCCCCUGGAAGUGCAAUUGCAAUAACGCUUGGUGCUGUAGCUGGAGCAUAUCUACUGGUAUCAUCUUUUACGAGUGGCAACAAUAAGAGCGGUUUGAGAAAAAUACCAUCUCCCAAAGGAGCCAUACCAUACUUGGGUCAUUUGCUUUCACUUGAAGAAGUGCCAGCUACUCAGUUUAACAAAUGGCAUAAGGAAUUAGGUCCUAUUAUAAUGGUUCGGAUGGGGGUCAAGCAGUGGGUCUGCGUUAGUGAGCCUCAUCUUGCACAUCUCAUUUUCGGUGUUAAUGGCAAGUACACAUCAGCUCGGCCCCAUACAACAUUUUUAUGCGAUUACUAUGCUCUCGGAAGCAAAGGUAUCGUCGCCGGCAAUCCGUCAAUCCAAUGGAAAAAAACACGCGGUGCUACACUACAAGCGCUUUCACCAAAAAAUCGACAUAAACUCGAAAAAUUGAUACAUCCCGAGGCCGAAGAAGCCGUGCAAAAGCUACUGGCGGUCACAGCUCGAGACGGCUCCGUCGAUGUAUCUGACCCCUUCCAUUUUGCAUCAUUGAACGUGAUUCUGUCUACCUGCUUUGGAAAAAGGGCCAAAUCCACCGAGGAUCCUCUGUUCCACGAAAUCACAUACCUUAUGGCAGAAGGUGGCAAGCGCUCGUCACCGGCGGAGGAAAUGAAUACUUUCUUGCCCAUUACAGCGGUCCUAGAUGUGAUAUUCAGAAAAAGACAGAAUAUGGACAAGUUUAUCAGGGAGAAAAGAAAUCCAACGUUUAGACGGCUUAUUCAAGAGUGUUUGGAUAACGAUGCCGAUUGCCUUGCAAAGACGUUAUUUGAAAUGGAGGAUGUGAAUGAGUAUGAAAAUGUUUUGGUCGCGUUAGCUGACUCUAUCCUUGCUGGAACAGAAACCACUGCUGUGAUGCUCACGUGGUCAGCGAUGAUUCUUUGUCAUCAUCCAGAAGUACAAAAGAAAAUUCGAGGCGAAUUGGAUCAGUUUGUUCGUACAAGCGGAAGACUUCCAACAUACGAUGAUCGUAACAGCCUUCCAUUCUCAAUCUCUGUGCAGAAGGAAUGCAUGCGGUUCCGUCCUACAACAUUUUUUGGUAUACCUCACGAAGCAACUGAAGAUUUCGAGGUUGAUGGUUACCUUAUACCUAAGGGAGCAAGCGUUGUAUGUAGCAUGCAUGCUAUUCACCGCGACGAAGCAUUCUACCCUGACGGAGACAAGUUCAUACCAGAUCGGUUCCUCGGAGAUAUGAAGCCGAUGCACACUUCAGCAAAUGCGCCGCCUGCUGAAGGGCGAGAUCAAUUUAAUUUUGGAUGGGGAAGACGUGUUUGUCCAGGCGCUUUUCUGGCCGAAUUGGUGAUCUUUAACGAAUGGGUAAAACUAUUCUCGCAAUGCGUAAUCGAGCCUGCUCUAGAUGAGAACGGUGUGCCUGUAUACCCAGAUUUGGACAAGCUUGUCAAUGCAGGUAUCGUCACUCCGCCCACGAAACCAAUAAUGCGCGUAGUCAAGCGUACAGAUGCUUUAAAUUAA